This is a messenger RNA of Medioppia subpectinata, 309 nucleotides long. NCBI's taxonomy places the organism in Eukaryota, Metazoa, Arthropoda, Arachnida, Sarcoptiformes, Oppiidae. The record is from the annotation of a GenBank genome assembly.
UAUACAUGGUUUGUAUGGUUAGGUUCGGGACAGAUAUUUAUUAACGGCGAGAAUAAACAAACGGACGAGAAAUCUAAUCAAUGGUUCGGUGCGACCCUUCAUAGCGCCGGCGAGAAUGGGAUGAUCGUGGCAUGUGCGCCCCGUUAUGUAUACUAUUCAACCACGUUAAAAAGGAGGGACCCGGUGGGCACGUGUUGGAUAUCCCGGGGCUCAUUUACCGGCUUUUUUGAAUACUCUCCCUGUCGUACGCACGCCUGGGGUUAUCACAGACAGGGCUCAUGUCAGGCCGGCUUAUCCGCCAGUGUCUCA